UAUUUUUACAUUACUUGUAGAUUUUAACAACUCCCACUGAUAAUAAGAUAGUUGAUUAUUUUACGUUUUGAAACACCAUGGAGAUAAUAUCAGGUGGGAUUUCUAAGUGUUUACAUCGUUCCAUGCUAAAUAAAAACAUCAUAAAAAAGGAUAUUGUGGCAAAUUCCUGUCACUUGGAAGAGCUCAACAUCCAACCUGCUUCCUCGUAAGUUAUUAUUGUUCUUGCAUUUUUACAGUCACAUUAUGUAUUUUUUGUUUUUAUGUUGUAAACGGGCUUGUGAUAUUCAGUUGAAGGGCAGUAGGUAAAUUUAAUAAAUAACAAAAAAUAAAAAAUAAUUUUAUGAGCAAGCAUUUCCCCCAGUAUUUUUGUAUAAAACAUCAGCUGACGAGCACUGUUGCAAUCCGUAACGCUUUUAAAGUUUAUUUUCAGAUGCUGCAUCAAUGGGAAGAGGAAAUCAAACAGUGGUGACAGAAUUUAUCCUUGCUGGAUUUUCCAGUUUCCCAGACCUGCAGAUUCCCUUGUUUCUGGUGUUCUCUCUAAUCUACCUGGUAACUUUGAUCGCGAAUAUAAUCAUCAUCACUGCAAUACGGCUUGACCGCAGCCUUCACAUCCCCAUGUACUUCUUCCUCUCCAUCCUCUCCUUCUCAGAAAUCUGCUACUCACUUGUCAUUAUUCCCAAUAUGCUUGCAAAUCUUCUAAGAGAAAAGAAGACCAUUUCCUUCAUUGGCUGUGCUACUCAGAUGUGCAUUUUCCUGGGCUUUGGGUGCACAAAUUGUAUGCUUCUAGCAGUGAUGGGGUAUGACCGAUAUGUCUCCAUAUGCAAACCUUUACGUUAUCAGAUUUUGAUGAAUCAAAGUCUCUGCACCAAACUGGUGGCUUGUUCAGCAACAACUGGAUUUCUUUUUUCCACCUCAGAGACCAUUAUCAUAUUUACCUUGCCUUUCUGUGGACCAAAUAAACUUAAGCACUUCUUUUGCGAUUUAGCACCUUUGCUUGAAUUAGCCUGUGGCCGAAACUACAUAGGAGAAAUUGUCAUUUUUGUUAUUUGUGUUUUGGUUGUAUUUUGUUCAUUUCUGUUCAUCCUUCUCUCAUACUUUUUAAUUGUUAACACUGUCUUGAAAAUCCCCACAACGGCUGGGAAGCGAAAAGCCUUUUCUACUUGUGCCUCCCAUCUUAUCGUGGUCGUAGUGCACUUUGGUUGUGCUUCCAUUAUCUAUUUAAGGCCCAAAUCCAGAUACACACUAGAUGAGGACACUUUUAUUUCUGUCUCUUACACAAUGGUGACUCCCUUGUUGAACCCCUUAGUGUACAGCCUGAGAAACAAAGAUGUUCAAAUAGCGCUUAAGAAAUCGCUUGGCAAAACCUCCUGCACUCAAAGAAUCUGAAAAUCCAGAGGGAAAUAGUUGU
Podarcis raffonei (Aeolian wall lizard) is the source of this 1408-nucleotide messenger RNA. Its product is annotated as olfactory receptor 10T2-like. Gene Ontology annotation, molecular function: olfactory receptor activity; G protein-coupled receptor activity. Gene Ontology annotation, cellular component: membrane. Gene Ontology annotation, biological process: G protein-coupled receptor signaling pathway. The record is from RefSeq and is a predicted model, not a curated record. The transcript has a single exon. NCBI's taxonomy places the organism in Eukaryota, Metazoa, Chordata, Lepidosauria, Squamata, Lacertidae. Bases 442 to 1386 code for a protein of 314 amino acids.